UGAAAGGUGCUGCAGGAAUUGGAAGAUCGAUGGAGUUAUUCUGUAUCUGUCUGUCUUUGGUCAGCCUCUUAAUCGCUCUAUUUAUUUUGACUCACUUCAGCACCCUAAAAUGCCACCGUACCCGCAUCCAUAAGCAUCUGUUUCUUGCUUUGAUCAUCUUCUGUACCAUCACGACAAUCAUCGAUGUUGAUGAAUUAAUCGGUUUCUUUCGGGAGGAUAUGUGCUCCAUUAUCCCAACAGAUUCAAUUUUGUCGACGCCAAUAUUAUGUGAAAUCAUCGUGGUUCUGAGGGAGUACAGCCGCUUUGCUUUAUUUGCAUGGAUGUUUAUUGAAGGUUACUACUUGAAUGGGUUGGUGUCAGCGUCUGUGUUUGGGAGUCCAAGAUUUAUUCUAUACUACAUUUUUGGCUGGAUGUCUCCCUUACCUUUCAUUCUACCGUGGGUAAUAUCCAUGUCAAGGUCGUAUACUUUACCGUGUUGGCAUGACUAUUACAAAUCAGGGUACUACUCUAUUAUUGAAGUACCACGAUUGCUGUUACUCACGAUUAAUAUCGUUCUUCUUGUCAACAUUAUUCGAGUUCUCGUCACAAAGCUACGUCAGAACAAUUCUGGAGAAAGCCAGCUUGUACGGAAAGCAAUCAAAGCGACGGCCGUUUUAACGCCACUACUUGGAGUUUGCAAUCUCAUGUAUUUGGUAUCGCCGGUCACCGAACCAACUGAGAGUAAAGUACUUAUUGUUUUUACAGUUUGUAUUUUUAAACUACUCCCUGCAAUACAGGGCUUCAUCGUGGCCUUACUUUACUGCUUCUUAAACGGGGAGGUACUGGCCGUACUACGUCGUCGAUGGUCAAGUUGGCGUCUUAGGCGGAUAAGUGGUAAUCCAAAUCGUAGGACAUCAGCCUCAGUGUUUACAACACUUACCGAUGACUCCGAGGCCGGUACGCGUCGCGCCAGUGCCCGCCAAACCUAUGUGCGGAUGGCGACAAUUCGGGAUGAUGAUGAGGAGCAGCUGGACGAAAAAUCACCGUGCAAUCCUCAAGUCCACAUUGCUGUUGAAGAUGCAAACCAGAAUAACAAACUAAACGGCCAUGUUUGAGGAAUUCAUUCCGUAAAAGACACUCAAAAGGAUUACUAUAAUCAUGGCGUUAGAAUAAAGAGGUUAUUAAGCAUCCAUCUAGUUUGUGAAUUCAGAUACAUUUGGAUCUUAGAGCAGUCUUUACAUUGCGAUGGGUAGAAUAAAUGUGACCAUAGAGAGAUAUAAAUAAAAGAGAACACGAUACGUUAUGUUGAAUAAUGCUAACGGAUAAGCAGGGUCUUGAAAGGUUAAUAAUGUAAUCGUAAAAUAUCCUUCGUAUUUUGAUUUCAAUUUCCAAAUGGAUGUUCUGCUUUCAGCACGUCUCAUGUAGUCAAAUUAUAUUGUAAAUACAGCUUAGUCAAAUCUUGACAUACAUUUUAACCGGUAAUUGUUUGCCUCGAACGGAAUGUCUGCGCGUGCGUAUUAUCUAGAGAUAUGGAAUCAAAUUAUUUACCUAUUGAACGUGCUGAGCCGGUCGCACAAGGUAACUAAAGUCAGGCACUCAUUGCGUUGUACGACCGUCGGCCGACGAAUCCAACUCCGGCCGCUAAUUGUCGGUAGUAGUCUGAACGAUCCGUUGCGCGCGCGUCUAGCUUGGAGUUGUGUUCUCCAUGAUAUCUCGUCGGCCGACAACCGUCGUGCGCAGUGAGUGCCCUGCUUUAGGUAUCGCCGUUCAUAACCCGGAAUAACUUGUCGAUUGCUGACACGUGCUAAUCCACCCAAAAUAUUGGAAGUUCAUAACUAAAAUCAAAUUUAUUUGAUUCUAAUUUGUCGUAUUUGGAUUUAAAGGGACAUUCAUUGAGACAGUUUCUUAUAUUUUUAGCAGAUAAAUCAUUCAUCAUUUGACAGAAAUGAUGAUAUUUUUAAAUCGAUGUGGCGGGAUCAACAAGCCCGGAUUUGGUCAGAAGUUGUUGGCAUAACAUUUGACAGCAAUCCAUGAAAAUCUAUAUUUGUUUAUGAAUCUCCGCUUGGGAUAUGAAAUACCAUUAAUGUAGCAAUUUAAUGUGAUACACGCUUGAAAGCUUACGCUGUGACGCACAUGUUGUAAAUAUCAGAUGGUUUGUCAUGUAGGCCUACGCUGAUAAAAAAGGGAUUCACCGAUUUUUGUCACGAAUAUCGGUAGUUGUGUGGCAAGCGUCUACAGCAUCAUAGCCAAUCGCGAAGAGAAAAGAUGUUUUAGACUUAAUAGGAAUUAGGUCAAUGCAGAUAUUUCUAUUAUUACGAGACACGUGACUAAUAAAGGUAGGCCUAUAUAUAAGUGCGUAUGGCGCUAAAAUAAGUAUUCAAAUCAACACGGACCACAUGUGUCUAUUUUGCAUGUGAUUGUAAAAUCACCUUGAUAUAUUCUACCUGUAAAUACAACUUUUAAGUGUUGUGGUUGAUUCGGAUUUCCGGAAAAAAAAUCAAGAAAACGUUAAUAAAAGUUGAAUGGGAUUGUCUAUAAUUCAAAUCCACUCCAUCCUAAGCCGUGGAUUAUCUGAGGCCUAAGUUUAAGCAUUAAAGCAAAGAUACUAGAAACACAAGAUAGGGUUCUCCACAGGCAAAAAAAUGUUCACCGAAAUGCAUUGUGGGAAUACAAACAAUGGGGCGCCGCGUACGGCUGGAUUUAAAAACUUAUGACAAAUUUUACAUCACGGUGACCUCCAGCGGCCCGUUUAUAUAUUGAAAACUGAAGGGCGCCGCUUACGACUGGAUUUGCGUAAAAGAUGUGACGUAUAUCCGCCUCACUUUCGCUGUGCGAGUGCUCUAUCUUGUAUUUCUAGUAUCUUUGAUUAAAGUGUUUUCUGUGUAAAGUUUGAAUACGAAUGAAAAUAUUUUAAUUGUAAAAAUGUACAGCUGAGUAAUUUAUAUUGGUUGGUUUUUCAUUAGGCUUAUUAUAAAACUGGAUAAACCAGUGGACAUUUCGUAUAAAAUACAAAAUCAAAACACUAUAAAAUAAAACAAAACUGACUCCUAGCGAGAGUAAACGCCAUAAACAUGGCAAACAUCAUAAACGUUAUAGAUAACCGAAUUAGAAGAGUCUACAUAAAAGUGAAGAAAAACAAUUAAAGAUUUAGAUUGGUUCCUUGUUCCCAACCCUCUGUUUCAGACGACAGGGCUGUAUUGUACAAAUUUGUUUUACAUUAUUUAAAUUAAAAUCAGGAAUUAAAAGAAAAUUGUUAUGCGACAGGUUUAUUAUACAAAUAUCAACACAUCAAUAGAUGGAUUAUAUUUGGAUAUUUCCUGGAUGUUUUAGAUAACUGUUUGUCAUUAAAUGAUUUAUUCAUGCUCCUCUGUAACAGUCAGCACUUGAUGUUGACAAUAUAUUUAUUACACAUGUGGGUAUCGUUAUUGAAUACAGUAAUAAUUGUAUAAAUCAUAAGGAAUAUAAAUUCUACAGUUAAGGUGUAUUUUGAAAGGUGCUAAGCAGGCGCCAACACUUGUAGAAAUUAUGUGUUAGUAUUGUCACGUUCAAUUAACAGUAUCAAUAAAAAUAGAUGUCAUCCAAUCAGAGUUAUCCACACGGUUUAUCCCUCUUGAAUGGGUGACAAAAUUAAAUGCAUGCCUAAUACCUGCCAGACAAAUUUCUUUUCAUCGAAAGGUAAAAAAAAAAGGUGGUAACUGGCAUGUAUAAAAAUAACCCUUAGGAAGUACAGUGGUGGUGAUAAAUUUCGAUUUUUCAUCAAAAUAGCUUUAGAAAUGUCAAAACCACUUGCAACUCUUAAAUCACUCAUAGAUGAAAUAAUGGGUUUGCUUAUAAGAUUACAAAUAAUUCUUAACAAGUAGGACCUUAUAAAGACACUAUUGUAACUCUUCGGUUAUUUACUUUAAUUUAAACACCAUCAUUACGAGAACCACUGUACAUGUAAUCUACAUUACUGAUUUAAUGUGGUUGGUUUUUUUUUUCAAACUGUAUGUCCACAUUAUAGGCCUAGAUCGAUCCCAGAAAUUAUAGCCCUACAACCACGGAAAAUAUUUUCUUUCCUUGUUAUAUUAUCCAUGACAGAAACAAAAAUCACACGGUAGAGAGUUUAGUAACUAGAAAACGUAAAAGUAAUCGACGUUUAUUUCUAUAAUGACUCAGUUAUCGCUGAAUAAUCAAUCUCCAUUUUCUUUUUAUUCGUUUAAGCAUAGUGUUAAUUAUUCGACCAAAUGCACAAAUAGUACCAUAAAGAAGAGACUAAGAGUUCGAAGAUAGAAAAAUGUUCACUAUUAACAGACAUUGCGUUUAAAAUUAAUAGGACAAUUUUUUGGUGUAUUUCACCUCAUACCAUGAGCCUAUGUAAUAUCGGUAUCUUUCUAAUUUAGGACGUUUUGUAUUCUCUGGAGGAAGUGCAGUACCAAUGGCCAAAUCAACGGUCUCUCAAAAUGUCUCAAAAUUUAAGACUAUUCUUUAAUGGGCCAACCCGCUAUGUAUCAACAUAUUGUUAAAACAAUGACCAAAUAUUGCUUAGGAUAACGCCAUUUACAUAUGCCUGUGAGUGUUUGACAUUUCGCACGUCGAUAUAAAUGCAAUGAAUUAAUAAUGUUUAGUGUUUUAUUUAAUAUAUAUUGGUGUUGUAAAUAUGUAAAUUAUGCAAUUUCAUACAAUAUUAAAAGGUGGAAUUAUGAAACAUUAACAUUAAUUUUAAAUAAAAUAUGAAUGGACAAUAUUUAAAAGUAAUAACAUCAUUGGAAUGAAUAGCAAUUAUAUUUUAGCUGUCUUUACCUAAUAAUGCGUUACGAAUCGUAUUGGGAGAGUUCCAAUAAAAUAGAAAGUUACACGAGUGUUGUAGAUUUAUGAAGUUGAUAUCCUCUAUUAGGAGGUAGGACUAGAUAGAACAUAUUAACAAAUCGUUAAAUACCAUGUACAUACAUACAUAUACAUACAUACAUACAUACUAUAAUGAAAUGUGUAGAUAUUGUUGUAAGUUGGAUUUUAAUGAAAAAUUAUUAAAAUCACCACAAAAUGCA
Molecule: messenger RNA, 5006 nt
Organism: Anneissia japonica
Lineage: Eukaryota; Metazoa; Echinodermata; Crinoidea; Comatulida; Comatulidae
Product: PDF receptor-like
Exons: 10
Coding region: 30-1094 (354 amino acids)
Biological process (GO): adenylate cyclase-modulating G protein-coupled receptor signaling pathway; cell surface receptor signaling pathway
Cellular component (GO): plasma membrane
Molecular function (GO): G protein-coupled peptide receptor activity
Source: RefSeq, a predicted model, not a curated record